Molecule: messenger RNA, 1209 nt
Organism: Neurospora tetraspora
Lineage: Eukaryota; Fungi; Ascomycota; Sordariomycetes; Sordariales; Sordariaceae
Product: TB2/DP1, HVA22 family-domain-containing protein
Exons: 3
Coding region: 1-1209 (402 amino acids)
Source: RefSeq, a predicted model, not a curated record
AUGUUCGACAUCUUGCCCAACCUUCUCUCGUACGUCAAGUCCUCCCUACACAGCUUUGCGCUGGGCAGCGAGCUUGUCUCUGUCGCCUCCUUCCUCUUUCCUGUUUACGCCAGUUACAAAGCUCUCAAGAGUUCAGAUCCCGCCCAGUUGACACCAUGGCUCAUGUACUGGGUCGUCAUAUCCUUCAUUGUCCUCGUUGAGUCGUGGAUUGGUUGGUUCCUGGUGUGGAUCCCCUUCUACGCCUCCAUCCGCUUCUUCUUCCUCCUCUACCUAGUCCUCCCCCAAACUCAGGGCGCCCGCGUCAUCUACCAGACCCACAUCGACCCCUGGCUGGAGGCCAACGAAGGCGAAAUCGAGGCUUUCAUCGCCUCAGCGCACGAGCGUCUCAAGGCCGCCGGCCUCGCGUACCUCAAGCAAGCCAUCGAAUACGUCAAGACCCAAGUCCUCGGCAUGCCCCCUUCGCCGCCCGAGCCCGCCUCAGCCUCCUACGGCGGCGGCGCUGGCGCCUCCCAGACCGCGCAGGGCUACACCCAAUCCCUCCUCGCCCGGUUCAACCUGCCGGCUGCUCGCCCGGGUGGCGCUAACAACGCCGCGGGCGGCGCCCUCGGCACCGACUUCUACAGCUUCCUGUCCUCGGCCGUCAGCGCCGCUAGCGCUGCUUACUCCAACAAGGGCUCCAGCAACCAAUUCGACCGCGAUGUGACCCCCACACCGGGCACCGGUGCCGGAGGCGCUUCCAGCCUCAUCCCCGACAGCAUCCGCGGCGUGGGCGCCCGCAAGGCUUUCAUCGAAGCACAGCGCGAGCGUCUUAACACGGUUCUUAACGCACUCGACCGCGAGGCUUCUCAGCUCCAGAACAACCAGCAGCAGAGCGGUGUGCCGGGCUUCAGCUUCGACGGCGCCGAUGUUGGACUCACUUCGGGUGGUGGUGGCAACCCUUGGCAGGGUUCAAGCUCCCGCAGCGGUAGGAAUUCGCGCUCCAUGAGCGAGCACAGCAGUGUGAGUGGGGGCGGGCUGAGCCGCAACCGGUCCGAGGUGGACUUUGAGAAGCUCGAGGCCGAGAGCGGCGAGGAGGAGAUUAUGGAUGAUAAUGGCAGGAGGGUGAGGCAUAGGCCGGCGCCGAAUACCCAGGGAAGCAGUGGUUGGUUUGGUUGGGGCGCUGGUGACUCGGGUGAUACUGCUGGUAAGAGCACCGGGGUUGAAAAGUAG